AGUUGUGUAGUGCUAAUAUUGUGGUGGUGAAAGUGGAGGAGGUGAAGGGAUGUACUGUUUCCCCAGACACCACAAACAUCUGAACGAUUAUUCUGCAGCAGUACUUCGUCUGCGCCACCACCACCAGCAUCGGUCGCAUCCAUACCACCAGCCUCAAUACGCUUUGAUAAUUUACAGUAUGGUGAUCAAGGCCUUGAAGAAAUGCCAGGCUGUGACGCUGAGACACCACCACCACCUGCAGCUGGUGUUGAUGAGCGGCCUGUACGUGCUGACGCUGCUUGCCCUCGCCUCCCUCCCUAACCAGACCCUGGACGCCUUCCACCAGCUGCACCACCUCGCCACGUGCAUCGGUGUGGCCAGUCCAUCCACGAGGCUGCCCAUCCUGGGGCCCCUCAGGAUAGAACAUGUGGACGCACAAACCAUUCAUGACAUCAUAGAGCGGACGAUGAAGUUCCUGCAAGACCACAGCCUGCUGGAAGCAGGAGAGCCGUGGGUGAAGGCGGUGGGCAUGGUGGCUUUCCGUCAGGUGCGUAACCCCAACCUCUACACCUCUAUCUACAGUCAGCACUGUAACUGGACGGCACAAGAUGUUAAGGAUCGCCAGAUAAACGCUUCGCUCGUGCCUCCUGCUUGGAAAUACUCGCCUACCACUGGUCUGCCUCCCAUGCCCGCCAGCUGGUGCACAGUGCCAGACGGCGGCUAUUAUCUGGGCCUCCGCCUCAGAGACAUGGCUAGUCACGAGUUGUGCAGCGCAGUGCCCAUAGCACAGGUGAACCAGUGCAUCAAUGAGAUGUUUUCUUUAAUUAAGGAGGAAUUUGAUAAUAGUGGAUGGAUUGACCAAUUAACCAGCACAAUAACGAUUUCCCUCACCAUGUUUGAUUUCCGUCACGGAUUAACCUGCAUCCUUACGGUGGUGGGAGAAAAACUAACAACCUCAAGCUGGAACGUUAACUUGCACUUCUCCCUCGUGUAUCCGCGGGGCUGUACACUCAUGGUGUGGACUUUGGUGGUGUUGGUCUUGAUAACUGCCCUUGAUGUUUUUUGUGCUCAGUGUAUUCGUCUGAAGAAGAGGAUGUUGUUGGUGGCCCUUGACGUGGUUAUCCUGCUCGUCAUCUCAAUGCGUCUUGCCACUCACCUCUUGGAAGCCAGACUUCUCCACUCCACCACAACUAAGUUUGUGGAUGAGAUCCGCAACCAACCGAGGAGGUCCGAUACGGAGCCGUAUGGGCUUUACGAAGGCAUCGAGCCCCUGGUGAGGGUGGAGCACAGGAUAAACACUCUGGAGACACUGUGGAUGCUCGCUGUGCUGCUCAAGGUUCUUUCUUUGGAAUGGUACGGAACCAGAGACGCAACAAUAUUUUUCUUAAUGUUUCGUCGCGCGUUGAAGAAGUCUUAUUCUGCACUGUUCACCAUCGCCCUAAUCACUGUCGUGCACGCCUUGGCUUUUCAUCGCUUUUUUGGAAAUCAGCUGAUAGAGUUUGAGUUUUUUGACAACACCUUCAGCACCGUGGCGGGCUACGCGGUAGGAAUAUUCAAGCACGAGAUGUUCUUUCUUAAGAACUCCAGUUGGAAAGUGCUCUUCCUUAUCUCUGCCUUCACCUUGGUCAUCUUAGGCUCCGAGUAUGUGAUCACUUUAUUUUUAUCAACUUUCGAGGCCAUGACCGAAGUGAGUGAAGCCGAGGCAAAUGAAGAGAGAAGUAGAGGCUUCGAUGACGGUGAAGAACUCGAUGACAAGAUGUUCUUAAGAAUUGUGAAGGAGGAACUCGAGAGAGUACUGGCUGACGGAGGUCUGGCUUCAGCAGUCACUCCCAGCUAGGAUUGAAGGUAGCGAAUUAAUACUGCUUGGGUGCCACCACAUCACACGCUCCUGCACCAAUUUACUGCCGGGAAUUUCUAUAUUUGUUUUAGGCUAAAAACUUUGGAAAUAUGUAAGAGCCCACUAAUUGACCCAUAGAAAGUUUUAGCUCAUUUUUUAUCAUUACGUUAGUGUUGGUGCGUAUGUGUUGGGGUUGGAGAAAGUUUGCAGGUGUUUGUGAAGGUGACAUUUAGCUGUAUGAGAUGCCAGUCUGCAGCAGCAGUUGCAGUAAUACCAGCAGUAUGGAGAGUAGUAGAAGUAUUAGUAGUAAUAGUAGCAGCAGCAGCAGCAGCAGUUGUUGUUGUUGUUGAUGUUGUAGUAGUAGUAGUAGUAGUAGUAGUAGUAGCAGCAGCAGUAGGCUAUAAAGAAGAAACAACGUCAGCGGGAAUGAGGUGCUACACUUGCUAGUACGUGGUUAUUUCCCUCGGUUACUUCUGGACGCUGAACGGUGAACACAACCCAUUGCUUUAUUUCAAUAACUGUAACGCGAUGGACGAAAAACAAAAGUCAGUGGUGGAAUGGUGCGGGCGAGGUCACGUGGCCACCAUCAGGGUGUCUGGUGGUCGGCGCAUUAUCCUGGAACUUCCUGGAAACUACAAGCUCGAGCACCAGGAGCGGCGGGCGGGAGGGGAACUGGUGCUGGCCUUUGAGUCCUCCUGCAGCGCCGCGCCCCCCACCCACUUAGAGGACGCGCCUGGGAGGGAAACACCCCUGCCCAGACAAGACGCGAGCGAGGAGACGGGGCACUCGUUUGGUGAUGCGACAUGCGUCAAACUCAAGGUCGCCAACAACUUCAGAGUAAAGUUUCCGAGGAGUUUGGAAGACACCCAGGGGCAUGAGUAAGGCAGACUGGAGCUCGAACUGGGGAGGCGGGGAGGUGGUUUUUGAUGUUGGGUUUUGUUGCCCCCAUUUCUCUUCCUCCUUUACCCUCUUUACUUUCUCGUCCUCCUGUUGGUGAGCCUUACUUGUCCUCUCCCUCCAUCUACUGCCCCUCCUCCGUCUUGCUCAUGGGGAUCUUGCUCUUGCUGCUUUUCCUCAUCUUUUUGGUGAUGGCUAACCUUGUCUGACAUUCCUGGGUAAUACAAAUGUACCACCAGUGCUGUUCUCUCGCAAUAAUGUCCAAAUACUUCUUUUCGUGGUUCUAGUGAUGAAUUCUGCAUCGUCAAAACACUUUAGAAUCUAAUUAUCUCUGUAAGAUUGUGUCUUUAGGAGAGAAAUAAAACAUUUUAGAAUUUAGGGAAAGAUGCUAACUAGACUUACUGAAUCUCUAUUGAAUUCACCGCUUUAUUCUUGUUUAUUUCUGGCUUUUAUCUUUCGUAGGAGGCAUCAGACUAAAUUUCUGGCUACUAAAGUGUGAUUGAUAAUGUUAAUUGGGACUGCCAUACCGAUGCCCUCCUUUAUUGUAAGUAUAUACAACAAUAAAAGUUAAGAGUUGCUGUGGAGGGUUGGUGAAGCAGGAAGGAAAUACACCAAGAUCAAGAAACACUCUACCUACGCAAGUCGGGGCUCAUGUGUUGUCGCUGAUAAGAAAAGGUUGAAAGGGUCCAAAGGGAAUUAACUGAAGAAAACAAAGAAAGGGUCAUAAAUCUUGGAUAGCAGGAGAAAAUAGAAAGAAGCAGAAAGAAGAAAACAAGACCCAGCGGACAGUCACUGCGAAGAGACAUGUCACGUCACGGAGUGUUGGUGUAACUUGAAAGGCAACCAUCCCCACCAACAACUCAACUAAGUGAAUAGAGUAUCAAAUAAGGCUCUAACGUAUAAAUGGAGUGAAUAAAAGGCAUAAGUAGCGUAAAAA
Messenger RNA from Portunus trituberculatus (swimming crab), 3650 nucleotides. RefSeq lists its product as uncharacterized. The transcript is spliced from 2 exons. The coding region runs from base 50 to 1816 and encodes 588 amino acids. The record is from RefSeq and is a predicted model, not a curated record. NCBI's taxonomy places the organism in Eukaryota, Metazoa, Arthropoda, Malacostraca, Decapoda, Portunidae.